AUGUUUUCCCUGAUUCCAGUCUUGGUAGCAAUUGUCUGCAUUUUGAUCGUAUGGAUCUUUAAAAAUGUUGCUAGAGGCAUCAAGAGAAGAAAAGAGGAGCCCAGAGCCCAGGCGGAGGCUCGACCCUGUGUGCAUGACAACUUAAAGGACAGCACUGGCCUCCACCAAGUGGAAGAAGAUGCUGAUGCAUGGCAAGAGUCAGAGAUAAGUGUUGAACAUGUCCCGUUCUCCCACACUCGGUAUCCUGAGAAGGAAAUGAUUAAGAGAUCCAAGGAAUUUUAUGAACUUCUCAAUAAAAGACGGUCUGUGAGAUUUAUAAGUAAUGAGCAGGUCCCCAUGGAAGUAAUUCGUAAUGUCAUCAAAACAGCAGGAACAGCCCCAAGUGGGGCACACACAGAGCCCUGGACCUUUGUGGUUGUGAAGGACCCAGACAUAAAGCAUAGGAUUCGGGAGAUCAUUGAGGAGGAGGAGGAAAUAAACUAUUCGAAAAGGAUGGGACGCCAAUGGGUUACAGACCUGAAGAAACUGAGAACCAAUUGGAUUAAAGAGUACUUGGACACAGCUCCUGUUUUGAUUCUCAUUUUCAAGCAAGUCUAUGGUUUUGCUGCAAAUAACCAAAAAAAGGUCCAUUACUACAAUGAGAUCAGUGUUUCCAUUGCUUGUGGCAUCCUCCUAGCUGCCUUACAGAAUGCAGGACUGGUGACUGUCACUACCACUCCUCUCAACUGCGGCCCCCGUCUGAGAAUGUUCCUGAGCCGCCCCACAAAUGAAAAGCUGCUGAUGCUGCUCCCCGUGGGGUACCCCAGCAAACAGGCCACGGUGCCUGACCUAAAACGGAAACCUCUGGAUCAGAUCAUGGUGACUGUGUAG
This is a messenger RNA of Pteropus alecto (black flying fox), 870 nucleotides long. It is a transcript of the gene IYD, whose product is annotated as iodotyrosine deiodinase. Bases 1 to 870 code for a protein of 289 amino acids. Gene Ontology annotation, biological process: thyroid hormone metabolic process. NCBI's taxonomy places the organism in Eukaryota, Metazoa, Chordata, Mammalia, Chiroptera, Pteropodidae. The record is from RefSeq and is a predicted model, not a curated record. The transcript has 5 exons. Gene Ontology annotation, molecular function: oxidoreductase activity.